AUGGGUCACUCGCACGGUUUGCGAUCCGGCACUCGGUAUGCCUUCAGCCGUAACUUCAAGGAGAAAGGUCAAAUUCGCCUGUCGACCUACCUGAAGACCUAUCGGGUCGGCGAUAUCGUGGAUAUCAAGGUCAACGGUGCCGUUCAGAAGGGUAUGCCCUACAAGGUCUACAACGGUAAGACCGGCGUCGUCUACAACGUCACCAAGUCCUCCGUCGGUGUUCUUCUGUACAAGGUUGUCGGCAACCGCUACCUCGAGAAGCGCGUCAACAUCCGCAUCGAGCACGUUAAGCACUCCCGCUCCCGUGAGGACUUCGUCAAGCGUGUUAAGGAGAACGCCGAGAAGAAGCGCAAGGCCAAGGAGCAGGGCAUUCACCUCCACCUCAAGCGCCAGCCCGUUAUGCCCCGUGAGGCUCACCUCGUCCAGGGUGCCGCGCCCGAGACCAUCACUCCUAUCCCCUACGACACCCACAUCUAA
This is a messenger RNA of Aspergillus tanneri, 477 nucleotides long. Its product is annotated as 60S ribosomal protein eL21. Gene Ontology annotation, cellular component: ribosome; cytosolic large ribosomal subunit. The transcript is spliced from 4 exons. Bases 1 to 477 code for a protein of 158 amino acids. Gene Ontology annotation, biological process: translation. Gene Ontology annotation, molecular function: structural constituent of ribosome. NCBI's taxonomy places the organism in Eukaryota, Fungi, Ascomycota, Eurotiomycetes, Eurotiales, Aspergillaceae. The record is from RefSeq and is a predicted model, not a curated record.